Messenger RNA from Fukomys damarensis (Damara mole-rat), 2483 nucleotides. It is a transcript of the gene Pdgfd, whose product is annotated as platelet derived growth factor D. NCBI's taxonomy places the organism in Eukaryota, Metazoa, Chordata, Mammalia, Rodentia, Bathyergidae. The transcript is spliced from 8 exons. Gene Ontology annotation, cellular component: membrane. Gene Ontology annotation, molecular function: platelet-derived growth factor receptor binding; growth factor activity. Gene Ontology annotation, biological process: positive regulation of phosphatidylinositol 3-kinase/protein kinase B signal transduction; positive regulation of MAP kinase activity; positive regulation of ERK1 and ERK2 cascade. The record is from RefSeq and is a predicted model, not a curated record. The coding region runs from base 385 to 1497 and encodes 370 amino acids.
AUGCUCAGUGGCGGAGCAGGUCUGGCCCAGGACACUGCGCUCGGCUGCUUUUGAGAAGGGUGCGCUACGGUUUGAGCAGGGCGCCGCCCGCCCCCUGCAGCUUGUGCUGCUACCAGCUGGCCACCGGAGGGGGCGAACAAACCCCAACCUGUUGUUUGUCCCGUCACCAUUUAUCAACUCGGCACCACAAGGAAGUGAGGCACCCGUGGCUCUCUUAAAGUUCAGCAUGCAGGAAGUUUGGGGAAAGCUCAGCAAUUAGCACAGCUGCCAGGCCAGCGCUGGGUGAGCGCAGGCAGCGAGAGUGCAGGCGACGCGGCGUCAGUCCCGGAGUAGAAACCGGGUUCUUUUCUUGGAGCGACACUGUUCCUAGGUCUCUAAUCCCAAAUGCACCGGCUCGUCUUCGUCUACACGCUAAUCUGCGCAAACUUCUGCAGCUGUCGGGACACCUCCGCGAUUCCGCAGAGCGCAUCCAUCAGAGCUUUUCGCAAUGCCAAUCACAGGCGAGAUGAGAGCAAUCACCUCACAGACUUGUACCGGAAAGAGGAAACCAUCCAGGUGACGGGAAACGGACACCUGCAGAGUCCCCGCUUCCCUAACAGUUACCCCAGGAAUCUGCUUCUGACAUGGUGGCUCCAUUCCCAAGAAAAAACAAGGAUACAGCUAGCAUUUGACCAUCAGUUUGGAUUAGAAGAAGCAGAGAAUGAUAUCUGUAGGUAUGAUUUUGUGGAAGUUGAAGAUGUAUCUGAAACAAGCGCCAUUAUUAGAGGAAGAUGGUGUGGACACAAGGAAGUUCCUCCCAGGAUAACAUCAAGAACAAACCAAAUCAAAAUAACAUUCAAGUCUGAUGACUACUUUGUGGCUAAACCUGGCUUCAAGAUAUAUUAUUCUUUGCUGGAAGAUUUCCAACCUGCAGCAGCCUCUAAAACCAACUGGGAAUCAGUCACAAGUUCUGCCUCAGGGGUAUCCUAUCACUCUCCAUCAGUAACGGAUCCUGCUCUUGCUGCUGAUGCUAUGGAUAAAACAGUUGCAGAAUUUGAUACCGUGGAAGAUCUGCUCAAGCACUUCAAUCCAGAAUCAUGGCAAGAGGAUCUUGAGAAUCUGUAUUUGGACACCGCUCAUUAUAGAGGCAGGUCAUAUCAUGACCGGAAGUCAAAAGUUGACCUGGACAGGCUCAAUGAUGAUGUCAAGCGUUACAGUUGCACCCCUAGGAAUUACUCAGUCAACCUAAGAGAGGAGCUGAAGCUGACCAAUGCAGUCUUCUUUCCGCGCUGCCUUCUGGUGCAGCGCUGUGGAGGAAAUUGUGGUUGUGGAAUUGCCAACGGCAAGUCCUGCACAUGCAGCUCAGGGAAAACCGUGAAAAAGUACCAUGAGGUAUUAAAAUUUGAGCCUGGCCGUUCCAAAAAGAGGGGCAAAGCUAAGAACAUGGCUCUUGUUGAUAUCCAGCUGGAUCACCAUGAACAAUGCAAUUGUAUAUGUGGUUCAAGACCACCUCGAUAAAACAAGACUGACCCCAGAAGUGGGAAGUGAUUCAUCAGCCUCAGAAGCCAGACAUAUGAGAAAACACCAAAAUCAAGAUAUCGCAGGGCUACUCUGUCCUGCCUUGAAAAUCAAAUGGAAAACUGAUUUCUCCCAUGAUUCCAGGACUGUACUGACACCACCAGUUUGUCUGAAGGGUAUGUGGCAGGGCUGGUUAAGGUGAGUGGUAUCAAAUGAAUCCACCUGGAUCUCUAACCACAAUUGUUUGAGAUCCAAGUUUUCAACUAUCCUUAGGUAGCUUAUCUCUUCUCAGUUAAGCUUCUUGUAAUGUACAUUCUAAAACUUCCCUAAAAGUACCCAGUGUUCCUCCUCAGAGACUGAGUGACAAAAUUAAACAUUCUAUUGUUCAGUCCCCUAGAUCCUAGAACAUGAUCAGAAAUAGCAGAGGUAGACACUAGUAAUCUGGAACCACUCUUCUCCUUCAUGACAACUUGCAAGUUUCCUAUGAAAACAUUGACUUCCUGCACCAAAACCAAACUGUGUGUUAUAUCACUCACUCUAGCUUUUGCAACUUAUAUUGUACCUGUAAGUUUGAAAAAUUAUAGAGUGUUUUACCCAGCUUUCAAUAGACCUUCCAAGCUCCAAUAACCAGUAUGCUUUUCAGUUAAAGCCAUAUCUGUAGUUUGUAUUUAUUAGCUGAAAUGUAAGCAGACAUAUUCACUUACUUUUCAUUUUCUUCCCUGAAUGUUUUAUUAAAACUUCUCUCCUGGUUAUCAAAUAUCUAUCUUACUUCCAGCAUUAGUCAAUAAAUCAGUUUCAUUGCCAUCAAAGGAAUAAAAAUCUUACUGUACAAAUUACAUUUCAAAACAAAUCCUAAUAAAUCCACAUUUCUGUAUGGUUCACUCACCUGGAAUAAUGCCUUUCAUUUAAUAUGUUCUCAUAGGGCGAAACACUUUCAUAAGUAGAGUUUUUAUGUGUUUUUGUCAUAUUGGUAGCAUGCAGUCUUU